ACGUGUUCCCGAACUCAAUGGCAAAGCAGUUAUGACUUCAUUGUUGUCGGCGCCGGAACUGCCGGUGCGGUUGUGGCCAACAAACUAAGCAAAUGCCAGUCCGUGCGGGUGCUGUUGUUGGAGGCGGGCGGGCCUCAAAACGCCACAUUUAAUGAUAUACCAGGGGAGUGGGAGAACAAUACGGAUCCCGUAAUUGUUGCCAAUAAUCCCAAAUAUCACGGAACUCGUGGUCCGAUUCAGAUAUCGUCGGCAAAAGAAUACAAUUCUUUGACUUAUUAUAUAAAGAAUUCUUUGAAUGAAUUAGGUUUUGAUGACACAGAUAUUAAUGGUCCGAAUCAGUUGGGAGUUAUGAGUCCACAAUCAUUUAUAAAUGUCGUGGGCUUUAGAUCGGGAACGGGUAAUGUGUUUGUAGACCCGAAUCCACACCCAAAUAAUCUUCAUAUAGUGUGCAAAGCAUUGGUCACUAAAAUACUGUUCAAUGGGUUGACAGCCAUUGGCGUCGAGUUUAUAGUGAAUGACAUCUCGUAUACGGUUUACGCCAACAAAGAAAUAAUUGUUUCCGGCGGGCCAAUAAACAGUCCACAGUUACUCAUGCUGUCGGGUUUAGGACAUCAAAAGCACCUUGCAAAUAUUGCCGACUUAUUCACACCCAUAGGCUGUCCGGUGUGUCCGGGAAAGUAUGGCUACGAAUGUGUAGAGGGUUUGCAAUGUUUUAUACGGUAUAAUACAAUAAGUGGUUUACAUCCGGGCGGCAGUUGUCGUAUGGGAGCGAUAGAGAGGCCGGACGUUGUGGUUGACCCCCAGUUGAGGGUUAAGGCCAAACGACAGCUCAUUCACGACAACACUUGUGCCCGAACUCAAUGGCAAAGCAGUUAUGACUUCAUUGUUGUCGGCGCCGGAACUGCCGGUGCGGUUGUGGCCAACAAACUCAGUGCCGGUCACACCGCAAGGGUGUUGUUGUUGGAGGCGGGAGGGCCUCAAAGUGCUGUUUAUAAUGAUAUACCGGGAAUGGUUUUUGAAGGAAAUGCACUCAAUGUAAAUGAGUGGAUUUAUUAUAAUAAACCUAAAAGUAACUUUGGCGUAAGUUAUGCUGGGGGUCGGGUGCCUGAGAAUAAAGGUAAAACAUUGGGCGGUUGUUCAGCACAUAAUGACAUGAUAUUCAAUCGGGGCAAUAGUCGUGGUUAUGACGAGUGGGCCAAUACGUACGGCGCCGUCGGUUGGAGUUAUAGGGAUGUGUUGCUGGUGUUCAGGGAGUGGGAGAACAAUACGGAUGCAGUAAUUGUUGCCAAUAAUCCCGGAUAUCACGGAACUCGUGGACCCAUUCAGAUAUCGUCGGCAAAAGAUUUCAGUCCUUUGACUUACGAUAUGAAGAAUGCUUUGAAUGAAUUAGGAUUUAAAGACACAGAUAUUAAUGGACCAAAUCAGUUGGGAGUUAUGAUACCUCAAUCGUUUAUUACUGCUCAGGGCUUUAGGGCGGGUAUGGGUACUGUGUUUGUAGACCCAAACCCAUAUCCAGAUAACCUGCAUAUAGUGUGCAAAGCAUUGGUCACUAAAGUGCUGUUCAAUGGGUUGACAGCCAUUGGCGUCGAGUUUAUAGUGAAUGACAUCUCGUAUACGGUUUACGCCAACAGAGAAGUCAUUGUUUCCGCCGAUUUAAUAGUGGAGGCACUAUUAGAUGCGACGGCAUUUGCAUUUUUCAUGCUCGAGCACUCGGCUAUUGCCAACUAUGUAGUGAUGCCCGACUUGUUUACACCCAUAGGCUGUCCGGUGUGUCCGGGAAAGUAUGCCUACGAAUGUGUGGAGGGUUUGCAAUGUUUUAUACGUUAUAAUACAGGAAGUGGUUUACAUCCGGGCGGCAGUUGUCGUAUGGGAGCGAUAGAGAGGCCGGACGUUGUGGUCGACCCCCAGUUGAGGGUUAAGGGUAUUAAAAACCUGCGGGUUUGCGAUUCAUCGGUAUUCCCAGUGCUUCCCAACUCUAACACCGCUUCGGCCUCAAUAUUAGUGGGCUAUCGAUGCGCACAAUUUAUUAAAGACACGUACAUGCUUAAUUAA
Molecule: messenger RNA, 2052 nt
Organism: Medioppia subpectinata
Lineage: Eukaryota; Metazoa; Arthropoda; Arachnida; Sarcoptiformes; Oppiidae
Source: the annotation of a GenBank genome assembly